AAAUUUUUUUUCGGCUUCUUUUAAUUCGUAAGAAAUUCUGUAUAAUAUAUUCGAGAGCAGUAGUCGGUUCCCCCUCUUUCAAUCCUUCUCCCUUCUGCGCAAGUAUGCGUCGUGGUAUGACACACUUUCGUGAAACAGCCAUUCCUGAUAUGACGUCGUUCAUGCUGUGCUUCUGUUAAGCUAUUCCACGACGGCAGUUUUCGUGCAUUUUUCUACGGAAUCGGUAGUGCUUAUUCAAGACCCGUAAACAUGAGUGAUCGCAGCGUUGUUAUUGUUUCAGCUGUCAGAACUUCCAUAGGAUCAUUCUGUGGGUCGUUGUCUUGCAUGAAAGCAUCACAACUAGGAAGUAUUGUUAUUAAAGAAAGCCUAGCAAAAGUUGGAUUAAAUGGGACAGAUGUUUCUGAAGUUAUUAUGGGACAGGUUCUUACUGCAACAGAAGGUCAAAAUCCUGCUAGACAAGCAGCAAUAUAUGCUGGUAUACCUAUUCAUGUGCCAGCUUAUCAGGUCAAUAUGUUAUGUGGCUCUGGAUUGAAGUCUGUAAUAAAUGGUUAUUCUUCCAUAAAAUCAGGAGAAAGCGAUAUAGUUGUGGCUGGUGGUCAAGAAAAUAUGAGCAGAGCACCACAUGCUACUUAUCUCAGGACUGCUAUUAAAUUUGGGGGUAGCAAAUUGAUUGAUACAUUGCUGGAAGAUGGUUUAACGGACGCCUUCCAUAAUAUCCACAUGGCAAUCACAGCUGAGAACCUCGCGGAAAAAUAUGCAAUAAGCAGAGAGUUGCAGGAUGAUUUUGCGAGUAAAUCUCAACAGAAGGCCGAGGCAGCUAUUACUGCCGGGCAUUUUAAAAACGAGAUUGUUCCAGUGACCAUUGGAGGCAAAAAAGAAAUUACCGUCGUAUCUCAAGACGAAUUUCCGAAAUUUGACACAACCGUGGAAAAACUUGCAAAGUUAAAGCCAGCAUUUAGACCGCAAAACGGUACGAUUACUGCUGGCAAUGCAUCUGGUGUAAAUGAUGGUGCAGCUGCUGUAGUUCUAAUGUCUCAAGAAGCUGCUGCAAGUAAAGGAAUUACACCAUUAGCCACUAUUGUUGCAGUUGCACAAGUUGGGGUUGAGCCACAGAUUAUGGGAAUUGGACCAGUCGAAGCUGUCAAAUUAGUUUUGAAGAAAGCAAAUUGGACGAAAGAGGAAGUAGAUUUUUAUGAGCUAAACGAGGCCUUCGCAGCACAAGCAAUUGUAUGCAUUCAAGAACUUGGAUUGGAUUCUGAGAAAGUUAACGUCAAUGGUGGCGCUAUCGCCUUAGGUCAUCCUAUUGGUGCAUCCGGUACAAGAGUGUUGGUUACCUUGCUUUAUACUUUGGAAAGAACUGGGAAGAAAAAGGGUGUCGCAUCUUUAUGUAUUGGAGGAGGCAUGGGCAUCGCUAUUGCUAUCGAAAGAAAAUAACAAACGUUUUCAUUAUUCGAUAUGAAAUUCGUUAUGUUCGUAUUUUCAUUAAAAUAUAUUCUUAUAAAAAUAA
Molecule: messenger RNA, 1507 nt
Organism: Dinoponera quadriceps
Lineage: Eukaryota; Metazoa; Arthropoda; Insecta; Hymenoptera; Formicidae
Gene: Acat2
Product: acetyl-CoA acetyltransferase, cytosolic
Exons: 8
Coding region: 250-1434 (394 amino acids)
Biological process (GO): fatty acid beta-oxidation
Molecular function (GO): acetyl-CoA C-acetyltransferase activity
Source: RefSeq, a predicted model, not a curated record